AUGUUUCGUACUGCUUUAAGAAGUAGCUUACCCAAGUUUUCAUCUGUUAACUCGAUCAGAUCGCUCUCUAAGGUGCGUGAAAUCUCAGAUUUAAAACAAUUUAACCAAUUCGUCAAAGAUGAUAAAGUGUCAGUGAUCGAUUUUUAUGCAACCUGGUGUGGGCCCUGUAAGGCGUUAGAACCAAUCUUUGAUUCAUUAGCAGAAAAGGUUCCAGAAGUGCAAUUUGGAAGGGUCGACGUGGACGACAACCAGAAAGUAGCACACGAGCACGGUAUAACGGCCAUGCCAACUUGUUUGUUUUUCAAGAAUGGUAAAAAGGUUGACACUAUCAUUGGAGCAAACCCUCCGAAGUUGGUAGAAUUGAUUAAGAAGCACGCAGAAUUGUGA
This is a messenger RNA of Dujonia railenensis, 387 nucleotides long. Lineage: Eukaryota; Fungi; Ascomycota; Pichiomycetes; Serinales; Debaryomycetaceae. The record is from the annotation of a GenBank genome assembly.